Molecule: messenger RNA, 1925 nt
Organism: Sinocyclocheilus anshuiensis
Lineage: Eukaryota; Metazoa; Chordata; Actinopteri; Cypriniformes; Cyprinidae
Product: male-specific lethal 3 homolog
Exons: 5
Biological process (GO): regulation of DNA-templated transcription; chromatin organization
Cellular component (GO): MSL complex; nucleus; NuA4 histone acetyltransferase complex
Source: RefSeq, a predicted model, not a curated record
GACUUUCAGAGAACGAUCCCCCAGUCCUGGCCAGAAUCCCUCUACUCCCCAGUCCACAGACAGCCAACCAGCUCUGAGUGAAUCCUCCAGUGUCCCCGUCAUCAUGGCAACCCCACCUAAGCGCAGACGCUGUGCCUACCUGGAUUCCGAUUCCACCCAAUCUUUGCGUCGCUCAACACGCAAUACAUCUGGAGGGGAUCGAGCGGCAGAGCCUGGGGGUGGAGGCAGCAGCAAUGCCUCUCCUCAACCAAAGCGAAGGCCUGCUGAGGUGCAGGCACCACUACCCAAGUUCUUCCUCAACCUAGAGAAGAAGACUCCUGUUCACAGUGGCUCCUCCUCUCCUUUGCCCUUGACACCCAGCAGGGAUUGCACUGGAGGGCUUUUCUCAGGGCUGGAAACCCAGAGGAACUACGAACUAAAUGAGGUUCUGAGCUGGAGACUGACACCAGAAAACUACCCUCAGAGUGACCAGCUUCCCCCUCCUUCUUACCUCUAUGGCGCUCAGCACCUGCUUCGGCUAUUUGUUAAACUUCCAGAAAUCUUGAGGAAGAUGCACAUACCAGAAAAGAACCUGAGGGCACUAGUGAAACACUUCGAGCUUUUCCUCAGGUUUUUGGCAGAGUUUCAUGAGGACUUCUUUCCAGAGUCUGCAUAUGUGUCUGCAACUGAAGCCCAUUACAGCAUGAAGCAACCACGCUCAGUCUUCUAAGAAUCCUUUACAGAGAGAGUUUAUAUUGUGCUGUGCUCUUCUGAACUUCUGGUCCUCCCCUGACACUGAAUGUUGAGCCUAUGUUCUUUCUACUUGCAAAUUCUAUAAAUUUCCCUGAAGUAUUUCACCUGUCCAUUUCUAACUGUUCAUUUGCAAUGUAUGACAAAAUUUUCAUGACAAUCUUUUUUUGUUAUUGUUUAUAGUUUUAUUUUAAAGCAUUUUGAAUUCAGUUGUGCAAAAUUAUCAUUUUCUUAUUUUCUAGUUUUUCUGUCAUAUGAAUCCACCAUUACCUCAAACUUCCUUAUUUUGCUUGUCCUUUCCCUCUCAUUCCUCUGCACGAACUUAAACAAGCAGUUGCGCAAAAGCAAGAGGUUUAUUGCACAUUUGCCACAUAAUUGUUGUAGUAACAUUGUAUUAAUAAUGCAUUUUUUUUAUUAUGAGCUCCACUGAUAAUUGCUUUGUGAUUCUUUCACUCACAAAAUAUAUUUCUUUUUUUGUAUAUUACUGUAUAUAAAGUUUUCAGUGGUAAAAGGUUUCAUCUCGUUUCUUUCUGUGAAAAUAGGACAGGGCUGGGUUUUAACCAUUAUACCUUAAUUAUUUAUAAUAAUUAAGUUCAUUAUUCCCGUGUGUACUUGUUUCUGUGUAUUCUAUGGUGUCUUGUAGUUUAUCUAUUAAAGUCAUAAUCACUUAUGGUGCUGAUUAAUUUCUCAAUACGUUAUUCAAACUUUUGUUUCCAGUGCUUAAAGGACUUUGAAACUUGUGAUUGGUAUGAGGAAAAUGCUUGUUUUGUUGCAGCCUUUCACUGGCAUUAAUUUCACAUAUUAAAAAAAACUUUAAAAAUAGGUAAACACUUCUGUGUAAACAUUAUGUGCAAAACUAUUUGAAGAUGUUAUUGUUUUUAUUACUGAAUUUGUAUUUCAAAAAUCUAAAUUAUCAUGCUCAUAGCUUUUUCAACAUCUGUGAUGACAGACAAGGUUGUGCCCCAUUUUUUAUUUAAAGUAGCGUUUGUGACCUUGUUACUGUCAAAACAUUAUUCAUUAUCAUGCUUUAUUUGUACAUUUACCUAUACCAGUAACUUUAAAGUUAACAGAUAAUGUACUUAAUGGCUUUGUUUGCUGUUUUAAUUAUGAAAUUCACCAGUCUGGCAAGUCAAGUUAGCUCAUUAAAGCACAUCAGCAUUAUAGAUUUGAGUAAAAGUUAUCAAGUUAUUUGAAUG